Messenger RNA from Bursaphelenchus xylophilus (pine wood nematode), 252 nucleotides. Lineage: Eukaryota; Metazoa; Nematoda; Chromadorea; Rhabditida; Aphelenchoididae. The record is from the annotation of a GenBank genome assembly.
AUGCCUCAUCGUGGGACCAACAUGGCAUUGAAUUCCUUCUCCUCCGGCAAGAGCGCCACCUUGGCCGAGCGGAGUCCGGUGACGCCCGAGGAAUUCCGCACAAUUUUAUUUGUCUUUGCCGGAAUCCCCGCUUUAAUUGUGGCGCUGGGUGUCAUGGUGAGAAUGGGCGUUUGUCAGCGAUGUGCCGAGUAUUGUGAUCGGAGAAAGCGAAGGAAGGAGAUGAGGAGAAAUCUGGAGGAGAGAAUGGAGUGA